Arabidopsis lyrata subsp. lyrata is the source of this 1690-nucleotide messenger RNA. RefSeq names its product bark storage protein A. The record is from RefSeq and is a predicted model, not a curated record. NCBI's taxonomy places the organism in Eukaryota, Viridiplantae, Streptophyta, Magnoliopsida, Brassicales, Brassicaceae. The transcript has 5 exons. Gene Ontology annotation, molecular function: catalytic activity. Bases 443 to 1489 code for a protein of 348 amino acids. Gene Ontology annotation, biological process: nucleoside metabolic process.
GGCUCACAUCAAAAUGUAGUAAAAUAUAACACCAUAUCAGAACCAGACCCAAUUGGAAGUCUAAACCCCAAGUCAACAUCGCUGUGUUAUUGUCUCACAAACGAAAGCCGACGUAAAAGAACAAUGGCCUCGAUCAAACGACAUGCAAGUUGAUUCAAGUUCACCCUCAGCGAUCAAACCGCUUAUGUUAUUUUUUCUUUUCCAGUAUAUAGAUUAGAUGAAUUAAUGAUUGACACUUUAUUAUUUUAGAAUUAAUAAAAAAUAACUUCCUGCCAAAAAUGAUAUUUUAAACAGACUAAUUAUACUCAUAUAUAAACGUCCAUGCUUAUCACGUGUGUAUUAUUGUAUUUGUAUGGCAUUUGCAUGUAUAUAAAUAUGAGACUCACGAUAAGCAUAUUAUACAAAGGGUAAUUAAGAGAGAGUUAAAGAGCGAGACGAAGUUAUGGGAUACUUCUUGAUAGGUUUUCUUGUGGUUGUCUUGUCCGUGGGAAAUGUUAUUGAAGAAGCAAAUGGUGAAAUACCUCGAACCAUAUUGGGCAAAAUAGAGAGGAUUAAUCAAAAAGGUCCUUAUUUAGGGAUUGUAGCUCCAAACAACUAUGAACUUAACCCUCUUCUCGGUUCUAAAGCCUAUGUCCCAUCUUCUUCGUUGCCCUUCAUCGAUUUCGCAGGUCGAAAAUUCCGAUUUGGAAAAUUAUCAAAACAACCAGUGGUAAUAGUGAUGUCGGGAUUAGGAAUGGUGAAUGCAGGAGUAACAACACAAUUACUGGUGAGCCUCUUUAGGCUGAAAGGAGUUUUGCAUUAUGGAAUCGCUGGAAACGCAGAUAUUAACCUUGAGAUUGGUGACGUCACUAUUCCUCAAUAUUGGGCACACUCUGGCCUUUGGAAUUGGCAGAGGUAUGGAGAUGGGAUUGACAACGAAUUAGCUCUCGAAUCCGGUGGUGACUAUACUCGGGAAGUUGGUUAUCUCCAGUUUUCCAAAUAUAGUAACCGAACCGAUAACUUGCUUAAUCGAGUUUGGUAUCAACCGGAAGAAAUCUUUCCGGUCACCGGAACUCCUGAAGAGCGGCAACAUGUGUUCUGGAUUCCCGUUGACAAGUCCUACUUGAAACUUGCACGCAAACUCGAGGACACGAAGCUACCGCAGUGCGUGAACACCACAUGCCUCCCUCGACCACCGAAGGUCACUAUCGUUAAACGUGGAAUGAGUGCAAGUGUUUUCAUCGACAACGCAGCUUACCGGACUUUCCUCAACUCCAAGUUUAACGCCACCGCCGUUGAAAUGGAGAGCGCCGCCGUGGCUCUCAUUUCCCACCAACAAAACCUCCCUUUCAUUGUCAUCCGUGCACUCUCCGAUCUAGCUGGAGGCGGUUCCGACGUGUCCAACGAGGCCAGCAUAUUCAGCAGCCUCGCCGCGGAAAACUCCGUCGAUAUUCUCGUUAAGUUCGUUGCUUUGUUGCCUCCGCACGGAAGCAAGAUUCAAUCAGAAUGAUAAAUUUGGAUUAAGACUUUCGAGCGUGGAAUAAGAGCAUGUAACGGGAAAAGUAAGAUGUAUUAUCUAUGAGAACGCGAUAAAAUAUGUGUCUAAAGUCUAAACCAAAUAAUGCGUACGUUCUUUUUAAUAAUAAAAGCUGUGUAUUGUUCAUUGGUAUUAUUAUUGAAGUGUUGAUUGGUAACGACUGUUAAUUUUUGC